CCAUUUAAUUGGGUAUCUGCAUCGCUUUUCGUCGCCACAGGUGUCGGUUUAUAUUAUUACUUUAACAAAGCGAAAGCCGAGGUUGAGGAGAGCAAAAAACGUAAAAUAAGCGAAUCUGAAAAGUUAGGCAAACCAAAGAUUGGCGGUCCCUUCAGUUUGAUAGACGCGAAAACAGAGAAUAGCUUCACACACGAGAACUUGCUCGGUAGAUUCAGUCUCGUUUACUUUGGUUUCACCAAUUGUCCGGAUAUCUGCCCUGAUGAACUUGACAAGAUGGGUACUGUAGUCGACAGAGUUGUAGAUGCUAAACUUGGUCAGAUUGUCCAACCAGUCUUCAUAUCUUGCGAUCCAGCUAGAGACACAACUGCUCAAACGCGAAAGUACUUGGAAGGCGAGUUUUUAAUCAGAUUCCACCCUCGUAUGGUUGGACUUACAGGCCCGUGGGAGAACGUCAGAGCUGCUUGUAAAGUAUACAGGGUGUACUUCUCCACUCCACCAAAUAUCUCGCCUAAUGAAGACUAUCUCGUCGAUCAUAGCAUUUUCAUGUACCUCAUGGAUCCAAACGGCGAGUUUGUUGAAGCCUUCGGGAAGAACACGACAGCAGAGCAGAUGGCAGAUAAAGUGCUAUCAUAUACAGAAUCAUAUGUACAAAAUAAAUAG
This is a messenger RNA of Wallemia mellicola CBS 633.66, 660 nucleotides long. RefSeq names its product SCO1 protein. NCBI's taxonomy places the organism in Eukaryota, Fungi, Basidiomycota, Wallemiomycetes, Wallemiales, Wallemiaceae. Gene Ontology annotation, biological process: intracellular copper ion homeostasis; mitochondrial respiratory chain complex IV assembly. Gene Ontology annotation, cellular component: mitochondrial inner membrane. The record is from RefSeq and is a predicted model, not a curated record. The transcript is spliced from 5 exons. Gene Ontology annotation, molecular function: copper ion binding; copper chaperone activity. The annotation marks the transcript as partial.